Gorilla gorilla gorilla (western lowland gorilla) is the source of this 1002-nucleotide messenger RNA. RefSeq names its product epithelial membrane protein 3 (MAM blood group) (gene EMP3). The transcript has 5 exons. Gene Ontology annotation, cellular component: plasma membrane. Bases 428 to 919 code for a protein of 163 amino acids. The record is from RefSeq and is a predicted model, not a curated record. Lineage: Eukaryota; Metazoa; Chordata; Mammalia; Primates; Hominidae.
AACCCUGGGAGGGAGCCCCAGAUGAUGUCUGUCUGGAGGGAUUGGGUGGGGGCCCAAAGAAAGAGGAACCGGAGUGCCUGGGCCCUCCCACUGGCAGCCGACCUCAGCUGGGUGCGGUGAGGGUGGGUUUAUAAAAGGGUCAGUAUAUAUUGAGAGGAGGAGAGAAAGAGAAACGGGAGCAAGAGAGAAGGAGGCCCAGACAGGGAGGGCAGGAGGGAGAGAAGAGACGCAGAAGGAGAGCGAGCGAGAGAGAAAGGGUUCCGGAUUGGAGGGGAGAGCAAGGGAGGGAGGAAGGCGGUGAGAGAGGCGGGGGCCUCGGGAGGGUGAAAGGAGGGAGGAGAAGGGCGGGGCACGGAGGCCCAAGCGAGGGACGAGACUCCGACUCCAGCUCUGACUUUUUUCGCGGCUCUCGGCUUCCACUGCAGCCAUGUCACUCCUCUUGCUGGUGGUCUCAGCCCUUCACAUCCUCAUUCUUAUACUGCUUUUCGUGGCCACUUUGGACAAGUCCUGGUGGACUCUCCCUGGGAAAGAGUCCCUGAAUCUCUGGUACGACUGCACGUGGAACAACGACACCAAAACAUGGGCCUGCAGUAAUGUCAGCGAGAAUGGCUGGCUGAAGGCGGUGCAGGUCCUCAUGGUGCUCUCCCUCAUUCUCUGCUGUCUCUCCUUCAUCCUGUUCAUGUUCCAGCUCUACACCAUGCGACGAGGAGGUCUCUUCUAUGCCACCGGCCUCUGCCAGCUUUGUACCAGCGUGGCGGUGUUUACUGGCGCCUUGAUCUAUGCCAUUCACGCCGAGGAGAUCCUGGCGAAGCACCCGCGAGGGGGCAGCUUCGGAUACUGCUUCGCCCUGGCCUGGGUGGCCUUCCCCCUCGCCCUGGUCAGCGGCAUCAUCUACAUCCACCUACGGAAGCGGGAGUGAGCGCCCCGCCUCGCUCGGCCGCCCCCGCCCCCUCCCGGCCCCCCUCGCCGCGCGUCCUCCGAAAAAUAAAACUUUAACCGCGA